CGGGGUUUCAAAGGAAAUUGUGACUGCAGGAUGAAGCUCCCUCGCCCUUUUCAAACACACAUUGUUCACUAUUAACACCUACACGUAGUCUAUUUGACUCUGUUUAUUAUUUUGGUACGCAUAAGCCGAGAAAUGCAAUUAAUUAAUAACUUUGUCAUAUUUGUUCCACCCGCUGGAUCAAGUUGACGGUUUAGCUCAAAAUGGCUGGAGAGAAACAGAGUUAUGAGGAUCGACGGUUUUUACGAAAAAAUGAGCCUGUCGUAGCUUGAAGGCGCUUCCUCCACAUAUCUGGGGACCCAGGGGGAGUGUGGAGAGGGGCGGACGGGACCACAACCCGGGCACCACCCAAAAAAGGAGGAGCGAGGGAGCAGCCGAGGAGGACGGAUCAUCCAAUCGUUGGUAGCCAGUAAGUCCAUCCGGUGAGAUGAAGAGCCUUCAGUUCCGGAGCAUCGCCCCUAAGGCCCCGGCUGUGGUGCCCUCCCCUUCCCCUGCAGUCCUCUCCUGCCAGCCUACCUCUGCCCUCCCUGAGGCUACCACCGCCUCCAGCCCCAAGUCCAUCAUUGUGCCCACCCAAAACUAUGCACUGAUGCAAAUAGCAGGUCAGGAUGGCACUUUCUCUCUGGUGGCACUGCCUCCUUCUGUCUCCUCUCAGACGCCACAGCAGCAAACCCAAAAGAACCUCAAGUUGCCCAUUCCCAGGUACCAGCCAGUAAGGAGCAAGGGGACCACAGAUAAGGUCAAGUCACCACCACUAGCUGCGAGGGUGAAAACAGCCUCCAAGGUUGCUGUGACAGCACAAACCAAGUCAGCGUCAACAGUGAUGAAGAAAAAACAACAGGAGUCCAAGCACACAACGGAAAACCUAGUGGCCAAAGAGGAGUCUUCAGAGCAGGUAAUUCUGAUUGACCCAGCUUCCUCUGACAUCUCUGUCACUGCUCUACUCCCAGACAAUGCUGUCCUGUACCCAGGUUCUCAGCUAGAGCGAGCACCAGAUUGCUCUGAACGAUCUACUACAACUAGCCUUGUUCAGAACCUCCAGUUUCCCCCAGCUGCUGGCUCCCCAAGUAAAUCCCCAGAGGAAAGUAAGACUACAGUGAGGCUGUGCCAGUCUAAGUCCACUGCAGCCCAGCCCCAGAGCAGUAUAACUGUCCUGUCCUCAGCCAUCUUCAGCAAAGCAGUCCAGAUUAUCCCGUCCCCACCUAAGGGUAAACUGCCCAUUCUGCCCUACUCUAAAAUGAAGAGCGCCCUCAUCCCAGCUGCAAAGCUUAGCAAUUUGUCCCCAGAGAAGGGUUUCUCUAGCCAGACAGCAGGACUCAUCAGCCCCUUAGAUCCUACCACGAAGCCCCAAGAGACAGCUAAAGCCUUGGGUCACAACCAGGUGCCAAACUCCAUUCUCCAGCCCCUGGCAAAGACCACACUCAUGCCUGUGUUGGGAACCCUCCAGGAACCACCUAGGAAGAAGAGGGGGCGGAAGAGAAAGACGAUGGAAGACAUCUUGGCAUUUGAGGCUAGAAAGAAGAGGUCUUUGUCUUUCUUCUGUAGAAGGGUCCCAGAGAAACCGCCAGCAGUUAUUCCAGGCUCUAAACAAAAGGAAGUUGAUAUUUCAAAGAAGUACCGCAGCAUCCGACCUAAGCCCAUGUUAGUAAUGGAAACAGUUCCCCAACUGGUUAGUUUGCCUGCCAUUACCCCAGAUGGCCAAGAACAGGAACUUGUACUUGGUCAUCAACUCCCCACUACUACCACAACCAAGACCCUGGACUGUCCUCCCCAACCAGCCCCAGUAACCCUCCACCUGAGAGGUGCCUCCCAUCCAAGAGUGUUCAUAGGCAGCCGUCCGCUCCACCGUUGCCCCACCUGCAGCCGCUGUUUCCAGUUCAAGCAUCACCUCCAGAGCCACAUGAACAGUCACACCAACAGCCGGCCCUACGUCUGCCCAGUCUGCCGCAAAGCCUACGCUCACUCCGGCAGCCUGAGCACCCACAUGAAGCUUCACCACUCUGAGGUACGCCCACGUCGGUCUCUGUGCUGCGAGUUCUGCGAGAAGGCCUUUGGAUAUGUUGGGGUUUACUUCAGUCACCUGAGAGAGGUCCACAAGGUGGUGCUGACUGUGGAGCCUUCCAUCAGCCAUCAUGAGGAUCACCUGUCUGGGGAGAGGGCCAACUCCCCAGAGCCAUCAGAUGAGCAGGAUCGGGAAGACCCUGUAGAACUGCAGAUCAAAUGCGGCCGCUGCCAGGCCAUCACUCCGACCUUUGCAGACAUGAAGAUGCACUUGCUGUAUGUGCAUGGGGAGGAGGUCCACGUUCCACUUCACAAGGGCCAGGCACCGCGCAGUGGCCGCGAGGCCGAGAACGAGCUGGUAAAGCACGCCGCCCACUACUGGCGGCAGCUCAACGAGAAGCGCAACCUGGUCAGGUGCGGCAGCUGCGACGAGGAGUUCUUCUCCUUCUCCAAGCUUAAGAGACACAUCAUGUCCCACCACCACAGAAUGGAGGGGGAGUACAGCGGGGCCCUUGCAUCACCAGAUAGUUGCAGAGGCCAUGGGGUCCUUGCAGCAGGUGCGGCCUUUAACUGUGUGCUUUGCAGCGAGAUAUUGGACACUAAAGAGGGGGUUAUGGAGCACUGGAAGAGUCGCCACCACUGUGAGCAACCCAGCCUUCUAUGGGAUGCACUGAGCUCCUACUCUGGCCAGGAAGAGGGUGAAGCAGACGGGGAUCUGGACACUCCUGCUCCAAGCCCACACUAUCCAGCUUAGUCCUCGAGUGGGCAUGGAGACCUUUACUGUGGCACCUCACGGACAGUCAGUACUAUCAAUCAGCAUUACAGGGAUGAAGAGUUUGUCUGAUGUUUAUUAUCACUAGUUUCAUCUUUCACCAGUUGAGGCAGUUGACUUGAUUCAAAUGAAAAUAGAAAAAGAAUAUCAAGCCAAUGGUGAAAGUUGAUCUUUGUGUUACAGUUCAUAAGGGAUGCUCUUUGUAGGUCAGAGAAUUCAGUUUUAUUUCCCAUGUGAUUUUGAAUGCACUGUUCUGUUUUUUUGACAUUUUGUUUGUAGGUAUGUAUUUAAUAUCCUGUCGGAUAAUUUUUCUACUGCUUAUUUAAAUCUUAUUAAAAUGGUUAUUUAUAACCUAGCUGACGCAUAAAUACUGGUAAAGGGUCAUUUAACUUAAAUCCUUAGUUGUCAUGGUCUCUAGCCAUGCAUAUAAUUUAGUUUUUUGUGCUGAGUUGUGCCUUCACCCCAAUGAAAAUUACAUUUAAAAAGUUUAAUGACUACUUCUUAUUGCGAAAACUAUCGGAAGACUAUCCAGAGGAAACUGGGUUUUUUUGUGUAAUACCGUGAACACCACAAACAAAAUUCCAUUCAUCUCCAUUUCAUAAGAUUGAAGUCCAAAAUCCUACAAGAUCUUCAAUUUAUCCAAAACUACCAAAUGUGCAUGGCUAUAUACCACUAUUGGAGAAAAUGUAGUUUCUAAUUAGGAUGACCCUGUUUAAAAUACUGAGAAAUGUAAAUCUUAUAACAAGGGCACACUGUCUACUGUCACACUGGCUGACAAUGUAUCUAUUGGCCUUGCAUUAUACAGUUAAACAAUAAUUGGUAUGAUUACACAGUCCUUUGAUGUAAUAUUGUUCAUGUAAUGUAUCCUGAAAAUCAAUAGUUCAGUUAUGACUUGAACUUUCACAGUCCGAUUAAGGGCAGCAUUGGGGUCCUCAGUCAAUCCGGACCCAUAGAGGAACACACUCAACCAGCACCCAAGUGACAUCCUUGUGGCCUUCUGAAAAAAGAAUGGGUGUACAUGCAUAGUGUGGCUUACCGUCAGUACUGUCCUCUGUUGGCCAAGUUCUAUCUCCUCAACUUGUGGAUUAAUGCCUAUUUGUGUACUCUGUGAUAUGCCAAGGGUCAAUUUACACUAGUGAUUGUAAAAGUGAGUUUUGCAUUGAAACUUUCAACCACUAACAGAAUCAUUUUUGGUGACUUAGUAAGUACGCAAAGAAAAUUAUCGAAUUGCCUACAUGUUGUUGCCAGCUCAUGUACGCACCUGUGGAAUUUUGUGCACCCAGACUCUAUUAUUAGAGUUAAUAUAAACUGUUGUCAAGUCCAGAAAAUAUGCUAUUUUAUACUAGAUUAAUACAGAGGUCUUUUUAGUAUAGUCCUGCUUGUCGUUGGUCCUUAAAGAUUUUUGUUUGAUACUUCUAAGGCGGGGGGUGCUUAACGUCUUGUUUUUUGAUGGGAGGCCAUUACUACAUGGCAAGUAUCUCUGCUAACAUUUGUCUGUGUUUAUCUUUCAUAUGAAGAAAAAAAACAUCACAGGGUCAAGUGAAUGUACCUGAAUGUUUUCAAAACCCUACCAAAAGUAUAUAUAUAUAUGCUAUAUAGACUUAUUCCAUAAAUAGAAUAUAUAGAUAUAUUGAAAAAAAGAAUAUAUAUAUAUUUACAUAGAGUACCUUGUGAAUCAGCUGCUGUGUUCUGUCAUAGUGGAGGAGGGAAACAAGAGAUGAAUAUAUAAUUGCCACUGGCAACAAAAGCCAUGUAGAGCUGUCCUUAUGUGUCUGAAACAAAAUGCAGGACUGUGAAUGAAGGGCAAAGCACUGGUGUGUACAUGUCGCACUGAGUGGGUAAUCUACAGUAUAGUGCACUACUGUUUACUGAAUGCCAUGUUUAAGUGUUCAUCAGUGAAGUGUCCUUUGUUUUCAAGCCCUCACCACAAACCAGGAAGUGACAGAAUUAGGGAUCAGACUCCUCUUUCCUCAGUUAGAUAAGAAACGUACUUAUGACUGUCAGCACAAGUCAAUAAGUGAAAAAUCCCACAUUAGGUGAUGUGAUGUGUUUGACUCACUUAAUAUGUUGACUGUGUAUGUGCUCGUGACUGUGUACCUGAAGAACCCGAUGUUUAUGAGAAUAAAGUUAUGCUUUGUUGA
Molecule: messenger RNA, 4911 nt
Organism: Etheostoma cragini (Arkansas darter)
Lineage: Eukaryota; Metazoa; Chordata; Actinopteri; Perciformes; Percidae
Gene: znf438
Product: zinc finger protein 438
Exons: 4
Coding region: 425-2752 (775 amino acids)
Biological process (GO): regulation of transcription by RNA polymerase II
Cellular component (GO): nucleus
Molecular function (GO): DNA-binding transcription factor activity, RNA polymerase II-specific; sequence-specific DNA binding
Source: RefSeq, a predicted model, not a curated record